AUGCUGAAAACGGUGCUGCAGAGGGGAUGGACCGAGCCUUUUAAGAAAAGUCUUAAAUCUUAUAUCGAUGAUCAUAAACAAUCUUUACAAGAUAAUUGUAAUAAGAACUAUAUUCAGUUCUGUAACAAUAUGGAUCAGAUUCUAGAUAUGAGACGCGAUGUUAAGGCAUUACGAGACAACGUUACAAGCUUCCAUGAUGACGUAUCUUUCAAGGGAACGCGAAUUCUUCGCGAAACCGAGCGUUACAUCUCCUACCAGAACACACUCGAGCAUGUUGGCAAGGCUAGCGACGAUCUCGUGAUUUUCGACAGUCUCCUCACCAUGGUGGAGCGUGUGAACAAACUCGUGGACGAGAAGAACUAUUACCUCGCUCUCAAAACCCUGGACACCCUCAAAGUCAGUCUGAAAACGGUCCCCGAGUGUCGCUUGACUCGCAAUCUCCAAGCUUUCAUUCAGCCGCAGACCGACAAGAUCAUCAGCCUCUGCCGCAGCGCCUUCCUCAAAUGGUGCGGCGAGAUUCGCUCGGUCUGUCGCACGAUCGGCGAAGCCAGCAUGAUCCGCGCGUUUAACCGCAAGCAUAAAGACGCCGACGCCAAACUGAAGAAGGAAGGCGUGGAGGACAUUCUGGAGAAGGUGGAUCUGAGCGUGGUGUUCGAGUACCAGCACGUGUUCGAGCACGCGAGUCGUCUGUCGGAGUUCAAGCGGCUGUACAUCGAGAAUCGCGAGACGCAGUGCGACUUCGAUCUGCUGGCCAGUCGGAACUUGAAGGCGCUGGAGACGAGCAAGUUCGUGUCGCUAUUGAACGGACUGCUGUACGCUUCGAUCGGGUUUUUCUUGGUGGAGGACAAUCUGCAGCGCGGCUCGCUGCUGUACAACGACUCCACGCAUAUGCAAGACCUCUUCAACGAGCAGCUGAAGACGCUGAAAGAAGCGCUGCUCUACCAUCUGCGCUCGAUUUCCGACGUCGACACGCUUCUCAGCAUCGAAGUUCGCUUCUUCUCAUCGCUUCUCAUCCUCUCUAGACUUCCGUGUGGACCUACGCCGACGUGAUGAGCGGCCAGCCGCUCCUCUUCAACGUGGAAUCAAUCUACGACAUGCGAAAUUCCCUCGUGGAGCAGUCGGUGGACAUCAUCAAAAGCAGCGUCAUGACGUUGGGUUCACCGCGGGGAUUCAUUGCAGAGACGUCGGCGACGCCGUCGAGAACGAGCGCUUCGAGCGGUACACGAUCCAUUCCGCCGAGGAUUUCUUCGGACCUAUCUCCAAAUACCAUCUGCUCGAUGAGACGCCCACGGUAGACGCGAGGGGAGCGCGUGACUCGCAGAGUUUCCCGUAUGUCUGCGAGUUUACCGGGACGGUUCCGACGGUUCUGCAGACGAUCAGCAACGCGAUGCUGCGCUUUGGGCGCAUUACGACGUCGCUGGGCGUUACGGACAGCUAUUCCCCGCUCUACCAGGUGCGCGUUCGAUCGAAUUCUGAGCGUAGUUGGUGACCGCGAUCCUGGAAAGUUUGGUCGGCGCGCUGCAGGGAGAAAAAGAGAGCAUCGAAGAGUCCGAAGUGCACAAAUUGGCGAUCCUGUCGCUGAAUUUCGGCGCGUUCGCGAAGGCCGUCGAAGCGCUGCAGCGCAUUUUGCUGUGCGGAGCUGAGAAGAAUUGCUGAGGAGUAGAGCGAAUGAUGAUAAUCACAUGGGAAAUGCCGGGUUGUCGCUUGACAAAUAUCGCCACGAUUUCAUCGAGCAGCAGAGUCAGAUUCAAGAUGCGAUGAUCGAAGGAAUUGGCAAUGAAUGCACGGCAAUUCUCAGCGAGCUGGACGAUUCCGAGCAUCUCUGCCCGUCCAAUCCGGCGCAGCAGCCGCACGACUGCGCCAAUCGCGUGAUGGACUAUUUGAAGUCGAUCUUCGAGCGACUGUCGUUCAUGCCGCGCUCUCUAAUCGAAGUCUGCCAGUUCACGUCAUGUCGCCACAUCGCUCAGUACAUGCAGUCGCUGCUGGCGGACGGAGAGGGAUCGAUAAACGUGCUGGGCGUGUUCAAUCUGAAUCUGGACUUGCUGACGCUGGAAAGCCGCGUUGAGGAGUUCGACACGCCGGAUUUGGGGUGAAGGAGGGGAGGUAGAAUGAGGGAUAGGCAGUGCUUUAACGACAUUCAUCAGCUGUUCGAGUUGCUGCUGUCGGGACAUAUCACGGACGUGCUGGACGACGAUGUGCGGAAUGAGAAGUAUCCGAUGGUGGCGAUGCCGGUGGGCGGCGCGAGAGAGGAAUGAGGGGUAGAUUUUGAUGCAUGUGCUGGAGCGAAUGAAGGAGGUGAAGAAGCUGCCGAUGCUGGGACGAAAGUGGGAGUGGAGUGGCGAGAUGAAGUGUAGAGUGAUGAUUCCGAUGCUGAAAAAGCGCGAUGUGGAACUGGUGUUGAAUACGUUGCGAGAACAAUACGAAGAAUGAGGAGAAUGAUUGGAUUGGAUUGGAUUGGU
This is a messenger RNA of Blastocystis hominis, 2459 nucleotides long. RefSeq lists its product as hypothetical. NCBI's taxonomy places the organism in Eukaryota, Bigyra, Opalinata, Blastocystidae. Gene Ontology annotation, cellular component: exocyst; membrane. The record is from RefSeq and is a predicted model, not a curated record. The transcript is spliced from 10 exons. Bases 1 to 1050 code for a protein of 349 amino acids. Gene Ontology annotation, biological process: exocytosis; Golgi to plasma membrane transport; intracellular protein transport.